Molecule: messenger RNA, 1389 nt
Organism: Pseudocercospora fijiensis CIRAD86
Lineage: Eukaryota; Fungi; Ascomycota; Dothideomycetes; Mycosphaerellales; Mycosphaerellaceae
Exons: 10
Coding region: 1-1389 (462 amino acids)
Source: RefSeq, a predicted model, not a curated record
AUGCCCUACGUGCCCGACGCAGGUCUUCGCAGGAUCGCAUCCGACACUUCACGAAUCUACACGACACUCUCCCAUUCUUACCUGUCUCCGACUUCUACCUUUGCAUCCAUAGCCUCCUCGGAGCCGCGGCCAGAGCCACGAGCGCAUGCUAUCGCGCCGUCUCAACCGAGAAAGUGCUCAGUCUCGACGAAUGCUUCAGACACGCCACCAGCCCCAAAGGCACUGCAGGAGCGCCGGACUGGCGCCAGCGUGACCGCAACGGACUUGAUGAGCGAUCGAGAGAGCACUGGUCUGACGGGCAGCUCUGGUAAGGAGAAUAACGACACCCGCCCGACACCCAACCGUAGGCUCCUACAAUCGGCCUCGUUCGUUGGUGGUACCUCUUCCACGCGCGCAAUGGCCUCAGCAACGUGUCUUCUCGAGUCUCUCCCUGCAGAGCUGUCUAGACUCCCGCUGUCCCGCCCGCCGAUUCCACCCCGCACGCCCCCUUUGUACCAUAUCUGUAGGCCGUUGUUCCCAUUGGUUUCCCUCGCAGUUGACUGGCAGGAUUGCCUAGCGAUUUGGCGCAAAGGCUUAGAUAGAAGAAGUCUUUGCCGACUUGGGACAGGAACGAAGGCCUACAAAGAUAGUGCAACGGCUUGGAUAGAAAUUGGGACCGGGCACACCGGAGCCUCGCCCGAGCAUUACGGUAGUGCUGCAGCCAGUCAACACCGACACGGUCAAAGCAGAGCAACCUCGUACGAGCAGCAGGAAGAGAAUAGCUACGGAAAGGGCUACGUUUACAACAAGAUCUUCUUAUAUGGGAAGGAUACGAUGCAUAGGCGUGGAGCUGUCGUCUCCCUGUGGCGUCAGAUCUUUCCCAGGGAGUCGGAGCGUACAUCCGGUCGAGCUCAAUUAAGGCUUAAUCCCCUGAAUGCCCAACUGGCUGUGAUCGUCUUACUGUUCGAACUUCCCAAAGCUAUCAUUCUUGUCAAUUCGCAACUUGUUACGUACAAUCUGGCUGAAUUACCGGCUCCCGAGCUCGAUCCUGCGGAUGGUCUCACGCGUAACCUCAUUCCUACAAUACCAGCAGUUCAUUUCUUCUCAUACGUUCACACGGCGGAGAGCGUCACACGAGAUAGGAGGGCAGAGUAUGAUAACGUCCGCGAAGCCAACCUGCAAGGAUUCAAUAACACGAUGAACUUGCAAGAUUCAGGAUCGAAUAUUAUCAGUGCACAUAUCACGACCGCUUGUGACGAAGCUACUGCUCUCAGCGAACGCUAUGAUCUAAGCACGCGUAUCGCGCUGUACAUUCUUACAGUAUCAACGCAAUUUCUUCCACCUCAUACAAGCCGUUCUAAACUGAUACCUUCCCUCUCCCUAACACGAAGCCUCGUGAUACAGUGUUGA